Molecule: messenger RNA, 1561 nt
Organism: Drosophila kikkawai
Lineage: Eukaryota; Metazoa; Arthropoda; Insecta; Diptera; Drosophilidae
Product: armadillo repeat-containing protein 6 homolog
Biological process (GO): hematopoietic progenitor cell differentiation
Molecular function (GO): protein binding
Source: RefSeq, a predicted model, not a curated record
UCGAACUUUUUCCACCUCUACAGUGUGGGAAGUUGCAGACAAAAAGAACAAAGUAAAUUUUGAAAAGUAACCUGCAGCUGCUUUGGAUUUAGUCAGAUUUGAGCCAACACUGCCAUGGCAAAGGUAAUUUCCCAGGACACCUUCGACGAUGUGGUCCAGGAGAAUGUGGUGGAGUUCUCCAUGACGCCGACGGAGGCCAAGGAGGAAACCAUUAAGCAAUUCGAGGCGCAGGGUAUCAACCUGGCCAACAUCAUCAAGGACCUGUCCAUCAACCCGCAGACUGGCAAGCCCGUCAUCAACGAAACUGUGGACAAAAUAAAGGAGCACAUUGGUCAGAAGACGGGGGACUCGGCUCAGCUGCUGGAACAGCUGGACACUCUGGAGGCAGAGUGUCAGAAAUCGUUGGCCCAUCGUGUUCUGGCCGGGAAGAACGGCGCACAUGAUGCCCUGAUCACUCUUCUGGAGGAAACCCUCGCCUCGGACUCGCCCAACGAAACCCUCGUCAAGAAGUGCCUGGAGGCUGUCAACAGCCUGACCAACAAGCAGCCGGAUCUGUUUGACGCCGAGGCCAUGGCCGUGGUGCUCAAGCUGCUGGCUCUCAAGGAGCGCGAGGAGAUCACCCUACUGACGCUGCAGUGGCUGCAGAAGGCCUGCAUUAUGCACGAGAUGAACCGUCAAAAUAUAAUGAACACGCCCGCCUUGAAGCUGAUGAAGCCGCUGCUGGCCAAAUCGAAGGAGCGUCUGGUGCGCGAGCUGACCGCCGUUUUCCGCUUCCUGGUGCUGGAUGACGACAUCCGCGUGGAGUUUGGCUGCGCCCACGAGCAUGCCCGACAGAUAGCAGGCGAGGUGCUGCUCCCAUUGGUGGAACUGCUUCCUGCCUACGAGGAUCCGAGCGUGCUGGCCGAUCUGCUGCUGACCAUUGGCACGCUGGCUGUGCGCCAAGAACUCUGCACCGCCAUCGAUGAGGCGGGCGGACUGAAGGCAGUCUUCGAAAUCAUGAGCAAAAAUCUGGACGAGGUGCGUCUGAACAGAGAGGCCCUAAAGCUGUUACGGGCUUUGGCGGGCCACGACUCGGUGAAAGCACACAUUGUCCAGCAGGGCGUGGCCCCCAUUAUCAAACAACUCCUGGAGACGCACCAGACCAACGAGAACAUCGUUGCUGCCGCCCUGGCCUGCGUGACCACGCUGACCCUCCGCGUGCAGGAGCACAGUGCUGCCUUUUUUGAAACCGGCAUUGCAGAGGUGAUUGUGGAGGCGCUGCGCGCUCAUCCCAAGCACAAGAUCGUCCAGCGCAAUGGAGCCUGGGCCAUUCGCAACAUGGUGUCACGAUCGCGCAAUCAAUGCGAGACCUGGAUUUCCUUUGGCGUCGAGGACCUGCUGAACGCUGCCAUGAAGGAGCACCCCAGCGUGGAGCAGGACAUCAAGGCGGCCCUGCGGGAUCUCGGCUGCAAUGUCCACCUGCGCGAGGAGUGGACGGGCAAGGCGGAGAAGAAGAUCGCCGCCUGAUGGCUUGAACUUGUAUUUUUUAUUUUUAUAAAUCUACUAACUUAUUAAUACUAAA